Molecule: messenger RNA, 2117 nt
Organism: Xylaria bambusicola
Lineage: Eukaryota; Fungi; Ascomycota; Sordariomycetes; Xylariales; Xylariaceae
Exons: 5
Coding region: 131-1774 (547 amino acids)
Biological process (GO): positive regulation of transcription by RNA polymerase II
Cellular component (GO): nucleus
Molecular function (GO): DNA-binding transcription factor activity, RNA polymerase II-specific; zinc ion binding; transcription cis-regulatory region binding
Source: RefSeq, a predicted model, not a curated record
CCUGACUACUCGAACUUGCCAUGCUAAACGAUGCUAGAUGGCGAGUGGCUAUAAUGCUGAAUAAUUCUACUGACUCUCUAUUAUUAUCAUCGGACCGAGCUAUGCAGCAUAUGCGCACGAAGUCGAGCACAUGGUUUCUAGGGGCAGUAUUAUGGUAGAGUCCAGAGAGUCUGCCUCAUUGCCGAAAGAUGAAGCACGCCCAAGUAAAGUGAAACAUCGUUACUCGCGUACGCGAAGCGGCUGCCAACGCUGUCGUGCUCAACGUCGCAAAUGCGACGAAAGAAAGCCCCGGUGUGAUCGCUGUCUCAACGCCAAUGUCGCAUGCACCUAUGCCACGCAUCUAUCAUUCAAACCCAAGAACUCUAGGAUAUUAUCAAAUGCAUUCGGAUCAACGCUGAACGGGACCUCAGAACAUGUGAAUACGUAUCCUGCUAUAGAGUUCAUCACUUUUGAUCAUGGCACGAGUGGCACAAAAGCUACCGAUCAUUCGCCCAGCUCAUCUUGCGGUGAACGCCUCGUCAACCACGAUCCACCAGUCAGUACAUUUCAGGACCAUGCUAGUCUAGAAUCAGCUGAGGGCUGGCCACUCGUGGGGCGGAGUCCGCUUUCAAGUGCCGAGGCUGAGUUGUUGAAGUAUUAUAAUCAUCAUAUUGCUCCCUGGCUAGACGUCUACGAUGAAGGACGCACGUUUGGUCGCCAUGUCACCAGACUAGCAAUGACUUCCCCUUGUGUCCUCGAGCUGCUGUUACAAGUCUCGGCAGUAUUUUCCAAUCGUCCAAUAGAAACUGUUACACGUCGCGGUGCCGGCCUUUUUCACUUCCAGGCCAUGUCAAACCCAUCAGAUCUUGAAUCUCCAUCUGCUGCCCUCCAGUCGAUCUCUUGUUUUGUCUUGGCGAGGACCCUUCUCUUUGUUGAUAAGGUACCUGAUUCGUGGGAACCAAGUUUUGAAGGGAGCGGGGCGUUUCGUUACUUUCGCAGAUUCGACUUCAGCAACACGAUUCAGCAGCAAAUAUGGUUCGCCUUUCUGACGUUGAUCUUAAGACUAGAGAUCGCUUAUUGUCUUGUGUAUCAGCGAGCUCCGGUCUGGAUCCCUGAACUUGCUCAACAAAUCGAAGCAAGAUUGGAUGCGAAACCUAUAGGCGAGGAAAAAGACCAUCAGGUUCUCCAUGCCUCUCUCAGAUGUCUAGUGUUGCUUGUUCAUGUGAUGCAGCUUUGUAUCACGCCUCCAGAAGCGGAACAACACAUUACGGCAUCGAGCAUGAAUACCUCUACUCGCGUCCAGAAAUGGAAAGACAUUUCAAAGGGGUUAAGUGAAUGGUAUCAUAAUCGUCCUCCGAAUUUUGAACCAUUAGUGGAUGUUGCGAGUUCGGGAGAUGCCUUUCCUACAGUAAUAUUCACAGAUGGAGCUAGCAUAGCUUCGAACACAUUAUAUCACACAGCUAUGUUGCUACUUCUCACCAGCAAGUCUAAUCUAUCGGCCUUCGAAAAAAAUAAUAAAGAAGAUAACACAGACGUGACGCAGAGUUCUCCCGAAUGGCACGCCCAUCGAAUAUGCGGCAUUGCCAUAAGCAGUGAACCCGAAUAUGCCCGAUCUUGGGGCCCUGAAACCAUAGCGGCAUUCUCACUCGCCGCACAGCAUGCGAAACACAGCUCUCAACAAAACGACAUUCUUAAAUGUUUCGGUCAAUUGAAAGCUGGAGGAUGGCAUAUUGAUGGUCUGGCUGAUAAAGUAAGAAGCCAGUGGAAAUCCGUUGGUCGAUAUGCCAGCGACUGAUUUUGCUAACGAUGCCCGGUCAAUCGAUUCGGCCAACUAAAAGUCUGGCUCUUCAAUACCCAAUUGAUGCUAUUACGGCUAUAUCGGAAUCACAUAUCUUUAAGCUUGAAUAGGACUCAAGCACGAUGUCGCUCCUAACUCCCGAUGAAAUACGCGGCCAGUUUGAGAGCGAUGACACCCGUCUAAUUGGUGAGGGGACACGCUUCAAGGUUGUCAAGGAUGGACAGGACUCAAGUGCAGCGAUGAAUCCGCCCAGUGUACUUCUACGCCUCAGAGACGUGGACUCAAGGGCAUUAGAUAAUAGAGACAGAAUGGAGAAUGAGAUACGAAAUAGGAUCACAAA